Molecule: messenger RNA, 1070 nt
Organism: Abrus precatorius (Indian licorice)
Lineage: Eukaryota; Viridiplantae; Streptophyta; Magnoliopsida; Fabales; Fabaceae
Product: bromodomain and WD repeat-containing protein 3-like
Exons: 4
Coding region: 454-972 (172 amino acids)
Biological process (GO): cytoskeleton organization; regulation of transcription by RNA polymerase II; regulation of cell shape
Cellular component (GO): nucleus
Source: RefSeq, a predicted model, not a curated record
UGAAUUUAAUCCCCUCUCCCUUGCCGGCUCCGUCGCGGGCACCCAGGAAACACCGCAAAAUUCUGACUCGUCCGUCCGUAACAAGACAAGAGCCCCAAUUGCAAAAAGGAUAAUUAUCAAUUAUCAAUUAUUUUUUUUCCUUUUUCUAUUUUUCCAUACAACUUGAAACCUAAUUAACCACUUCCCUGACCUUCCAAACCAUCCUAACAUAACAAGGUCAGUCUUUGAAACCCGUUAAUUUUUUUUUUUGCAAUUCUUCGAUUUGCGUUUUCGGCAAUUGGAUUCGAUUCGAUUUCCUUGCCCUAACCUAAACCCUUUCCCGAACAGUGCUCAUUGCACCUUAACAAGAGCUUCGGGUCUAUCCUCAAUCUUCAUGCGGCUUUUCCAAGGCUUUGAGGUGCAACUCUUCUUUGUAGCUGCAACUUCAACCGUUUUCGAGGGCGUUUCCCGAACAUGGAUUCGCGGAAAUGCAAAGCUUCUGCCCGGGCAUCUUCGCAGAGUGUUGCACCUCCUUUAGGUGUUUCAAAUCAGGUGGAUGAGAUGGUUCCUUCCCUAAGGGAUAUGGGAGCUGUUGUGGCUGAUGUGGAUAUAGACCUCAGGGAACUUUACUUUUUAAUCAUGCACUUUUUGUCUGCGGGGCCAUGCCGGAAGACUUUUCAACAUUUCAAGGAGGAACUUUUAGAGCAUCGGCUUCUACCUAGAAGAUAUCAUGCUUGGUUUUCGAGAACUGGUGAGCGCAGCGAGGAGGAUGAUGAUGAAGACGAUGAUGGCAUCUCUUUGCCUUUAGAUUACAACAAUUUAGCGGACAGGUAUCCUCACAUAACUAAGGAUCACUUGGUAAAGCUUCUGAAGCAAUUGAUGCUGACUACGGCCCAUCCUUUGUUUGGGAAACAUGGAGGAAGCAGUCCUAAUGCAGCUGACGUUCCUACUUUACUUGGAUACGGUUCAUUUUCACUUCUUGAUAGUACGUGAUAUGCUAUAUUGAUAGGAAAACUGCUGACAAGCAGGUGAAGCCCCCUCCACUUUACAUGCGUUGGCCACACAUGAAGGCUAAUCAGGUUCAGGGGCUA